Messenger RNA from Ficedula albicollis (Collared flycatcher), 1150 nucleotides. Its product is annotated as E3 ubiquitin-protein ligase Topors-like. Gene Ontology annotation, molecular function: metal ion binding; ubiquitin protein ligase activity. The record is from RefSeq and is a predicted model, not a curated record. Bases 77 to 1108 code for a protein of 343 amino acids. Lineage: Eukaryota; Metazoa; Chordata; Aves; Passeriformes; Muscicapidae. The transcript has 2 exons. Gene Ontology annotation, biological process: protein polyubiquitination; protein monoubiquitination.
GAGUCAUAAGCAGCAGAGGACACCAGGCAGAGCCUGUGCUGUCAGAGCCUGGCCCAGCCUGUGGGAACAAGCACACAUGGCCACAGGGAAGGAGUGGAGCUGUCCCAUCUGCUGCGAUGCACGAGACGACGUCGCUUACGCAAUGCCCUGUGACCACCGAUUCUGCCUUGGCUGCAUCCUGCGUUGGGCAGAGAGAAACCCUGCCUGCCCGCUCUGCAGAAGAUCCAUCUUGACAGUGAAGUUUUCUGAUCGGGGUGGAGAUGACUACCUACAUUGUGUCAUCACUCCUCCCAGAGAGUUGCCAGAGACCAGCAGCCAGGCAGCAGAAGCUCCUAGAGGCCUGGCUGAAAACAGAACCCAUGGGCCUGCAGAUCCCCUUGCUUCCUCUCCACAAGGAAUAACAGCCCCUGCUGAGCAGCAGGCUGCUGGACCAGAGGCUGUGGGCGGCAUCCUGCCCGAGCUUUGGGCAGAACUUUUCCGAAGACGGCGGAACCUCCUGAACCCCGUGCGGCCAUGGCUGCGCCAGGGGCUGGAGAUGAUUUAUGGGGGGGAGUGGUACCAGGUGAAGAGUGCAGAGAGCGGCAUCGUGCUCGCACUCUGUGUCUAUGGCCCAGACAGGGAAGUCUUGGUCCAGAGACUGCAGCCCCGUCUCCAGCAGUACACUGCUUCACUGGUCCAUGGCAUCCUCAACAUCAUUGAGACACAGUGCAGCGAGGAGGUUCGGAGGCUUCGGCACUCUCACACCGUCAGGGAGGAGGAUGAGAUCCCUGCUGCCAGCUCUGAUCCCCCUGCCUCCCAGGAAGGUGCUCCCACCCUCAGCCAGGCCCCAUCCAGUGGCACUGCAAAUUUCCAUGUGGAGGAAGAAGCCAGCACAUCGGAGACUGCCCUCCAUGGACAUCCCAGCCACUCCCCGUCUGUGUCCAGCCCUGCAGAGCAGGAAGAGCCCCAGGAAGAGCUGGGGGAGACAAGAGUGGCUGCAGGUUCCUCUGCUCCUGGCCAGGGCAGUGACCCCUCACCUGCGACAUCCCAGCGGUGCCGGAAGAGGAGGACCCGUGGGUCCCCAGAGGCCUCCCAUUCCAGCAAGAGGCAGCGCCGUGAGCAGCUCUAGAAAGCCUUUAGCACACAGCAAGUGCAGCAAGCCUUUACUCAA